Menidia menidia (Atlantic silverside) is the source of this 5424-nucleotide messenger RNA. The record is from the annotation of a GenBank genome assembly. Lineage: Eukaryota; Metazoa; Chordata; Actinopteri; Atheriniformes; Atherinopsidae.
CUUGAGAUUGCGUGUGCAUGCGUAGAUGUGGUAAUGGAGUAGAAUAAUCUACUCACAGGGGGGUUUAGUUAGCAAGCUGCCUUUUAUCUGUUACACCGCGACACGCUGUUAUUGAUUGGCUGCAAACCAUUUCAAACAUAGGGGAAACGACUUCUUAUUUUACCGAGUGCAGGUGGGGCCACCACUUAGUUUAAGGAUGAAUGACAUGGUUUCUCAAAACCAUGGUUCCAAAGGAAUCAUGACGUUUUAUCCAACUGUUGAGGAAUUCAAGAAUUUCAGCCGCUACAUUGCAUAUAUGGAGUCCAAGGGAGCACAUAAGGCGGGUUUGGCAAAAAUUGUACCACCAAAGGAUUGGAGACCACGCCGUUCUUAUGAUGACAUAGACGAUUUGGUGAUUCCAGCACCCAUUCAGCAGGUGGUGACUGGCCAGUCAGGCCUUUUCACACAGUACAACAUACAGAAGAGAGCUAUGACUGUCAGGGAAUUUCGCAAGAUUGCCAACAGUGACAAGUUCUGUAGUCCACAUUAUGAUGAUUUUGAGGAACUGGAAAGGAAAUACUGGAAAAAUGUCACAUUUAAUCCUCCAAUUUAUGGGGCAGAUGUUAAUGGAACCUUGUAUGACCCGGAUGUCAAAGAGUGGAAUAUUUGCCACUUGGGCACCAUUCUGGAUACCGUGGAACGUGACAACGGUAUCACCAUUGAAGGGGUUAAUACACCUUACUUGUAUUUUGGCAUGUGGAAGACCACAUUUGCAUGGCACACGGAAGACAUGGACCUCUAUAGUAUCAAUUACCUGCACUUUGGAGAGCCCAAGUCAUGGUACUGUAUUUCCCCAGAACAUGGAAAAAGACUUGAGCGUCUGGCUAAAGGGUUUUUUCCUGGUAGUUCUCAAAACUGUGAGGCAUUUUUAAGGCAUAAAAUGACUCUUAUUUCUCCAUCAAUACUGAAGAAAUAUGGCAUUCCGUUUGAAAAGAUUACCCAGGAAGCUGGUGAGUUCAUGGUCACCUUCCCCUAUGCAUAUCAUGCUGGUUUCAACCAUGGUUUCAACUGUGCGGAGUCCACCAAUUUUGCCACUGAGAGAUGGAUUGAGUAUGGCAAGCAGGCAGUUUUGUGCUCAUGCCGUAAAGAUAUGGUGAAGAUUUCAAUGGAUGUAUUUGUCAAGAAAUACCAGCCUGAUCGCUAUGAACAGUGGCUUACAGGACGAGAUACGGCACCCAUCGACCACUCACGGCCGACCCCAGAAGCUAAGGAGUUUUUGGGUGACACCUUCAAUGAGAUCAGCAGGACCAAUAACAGUAACUCCAAUGAAAGCUGUGGGGAGGAUGGAGAAAGAAAGAGCACACAGAGGAUAGAGACCAAGAGACACCGCGUGUGUCUGGAGGUGCCCGAGGAAGUUGUUCCCAAGGAGGAAGAUGAUGCUGAGCAGUAUGGAAAGCGCCCCAGGCUAAGUCUUAUACCUCCAAGAGCUACAACACAAGAUGGCAGGAGAAACAAAGGUCCUCCAAAGUUGGUUGUCACACCAACCAAACUGACUCUGAUGGAUCCAUUUCACAGGGGCUUAUCCCAGAGUAACAGCGAGGGUAGUCGUCCACAUCAUUAUACCAAGACCCGCGCACCGGCAAUCUCAUCUGAGUCUAAGCAUAGAAAUGGGCACCUUUCGGUUCAAGUAGGACCCACAUGGACAGAGGCCACUGCUCAGCCAGUCCGUAAAAUGGGGGUGGCCAGUCUACUCUUUCACAGGACUUUGAGCCCAAAAGAUGCUCUCCAAGUGCACAGCUACACUUUGGAGAAGCAGCGGCAGCCUCACACACAGCUCCAGGUGCACAGUUAUGCCAGGGAGCACCAGCCGCGUCACCUUCAGCCCAAAACCUGUACAAACGCAGAGGUUCACUGUGCAUCUGAGGAUCCACGCUGUGACAAAAUCAAGUCACAACCUGAUUCUAAAAUCAUUCUUAACGAAGUCAUAAAUAAUGUAUCAGAAGAACAGGACCCUGUGGCGCAGGACCAAGAUGAGGCUGAACCCAAAGUGGCGAUACCCAUUGAAGUUCCGGCUGACAAGGAAACGCUCAAAGUCGAUGCUACCAGCAAGGUUGCACUGCUCCAGACCCCAGUGCAUAAUCAAGACACCAGGGACGAGGGGGCUCAAAAAACCAAGAAACGGAAGAGUAACCAAUGUCCAUUGGUGGAUAGUGACUCUGAGACCCUGAACAACUCCGCUUCUGUCAGGCAACCAGUUCAUGAAGAGAUGAAAGUGAUUCCUCAGAAUCAUCGCGUGACGGAAGAACAAUCAUAUUGCAAGUCAGUGGGCAAAAAGCAGGUGCAAGAGGCACAGCUUUGUAAGCUGCCUCGCCAUCACCCUCUCAUCAGAGAGGUGCACAGUGAUGACGAUAUGUAUGCAGAUGUAGAGGUAGAGCAAGAAGAGAAGGAGGAGUGGGCAAAGCCUCUAACCCAGCUAUGGCAGUGUCGACCAUGUGACCCCCAUGUGGAGUGGGAAUAUAACAAAACCAUGGGCCAGCUGGCCCCUUACUGCUCAAUUUGUCUGCUUUUCCACACCUACCAGCAGUCUGAAUCGAGCACUGGAAGCUCCAGUGGGAUGUUGGUGAACCGUCCAGGUGGACGCCAGUGGUCCAAACCGCUCAUCCCUGAGAUGUGUUUCAACACCCAUUCUAAUAAAGUGAAUGACAGUGGGGAGGGACAGCUUUCUAAUCCUCAUGUAGAGGAGGAUGGGACCAGCCGCUUGGUCAGCUGUGCUCAGUGCUUCGUUCGUGUGCAUACAAGUUGCUACGGGGUGUCCGGAGAUGAAGAGGAGCUAGAUGACUGGCUCUGUGCCCGAUGCGCAGCGGACGCCAUCACUGAGGACUGCUGUCUUUGUUCUCUGAGAGGUGGAGCUCUACAGAGGGCCAAUAAUGACAAAUGGGUUCAUGUGCUGUGUGCAGUCACUGUGCUGGAAGCACGCUUUGUCAACAUCACCGAGCGGAGCCCCAUCGACCUCUCUGCCAUCCCAUUGCCACGUUUCAAACUGAAAUGUGCCUACUGCAGAAAACGAAUGAAGAGGGGAGUGAAGGGCUGCUGUGUCCAGUGUUCCCACGGGCGUUGCUCCACAGCGUUUCAUCCCACCUGUGCUCAGGCUGCCGGUGUUCUCAUGCAUCCGGACGACUGGCCAUUCGUAGUCUUCAUCACCUGCCACAGACAUAGAACUCCUGUCAUACCUGAGCGGAACAAGGCCUCCAUGCGAGAGCUGAUGGCAGGCCAGAAAGUGAUCUGCAAAUACAAGAACGGCCGUUACUACCACAGCGAAGUGGCAGAGCUGACCACAGCCACGUUUUACGAAGUGGUGUUUGAUGACGGCUCAUACAGUGACAAUCUUUUCCCAGAGGACAUAGAGAACCGUGACUGCAUUCGCCUUGGCCCGCCUUCAGAAGGCGAAGCUGUUCAAGUGAGAUGGACAGAUGGGUUGAUCUAUGGCGCCAAGUUUGUAAAGUCACACUCCAUCCCUAUGUACUUGGUUGAGUUUGAGGAUGGAUCUCAAAUCACAGUCAAAAGAGAAGAUAUUUACAGUCUAGAUGAGGAUUUGCCCAAACGAGUCAAGUCCCGCCUGUCAGUGGCGUCAGACAUGCGCUUUGAGCUCUUCACACAGAAGGACGUCAAACAGACCUCCAAAAGGCAACGAGUCAUCAACUCGCGGUACAGAGAGGACUACAUCGAGCCCGUCAUCUACCGAGCCAUCAUGGAGUGACUUCUGCUGAGCUCCAGAUCAUUUCCUUUUUCAUUUCUGGCCUGUGCUAAUAGGAACAACCACCCUUUACAGUUCUUCCAAGCCCUCUCAGGCUCCAUUUUCUUUUAAAACUACGGCUGGGACUUCAAUUGACUUGUGUGUACUUAAAAUAUCUUUUAUUUUAUUUCAGUUUUCCAUAAUUGUCUGUAUAUAUAUUUUUAUUUCUUUCGCUCUCACAGGAAGAAGCCAUCAGUCAGUUAUUAAAGGCUAAAGGCAGGGUUAAUUAACAGGGGGAAGAUGCUUUCAUUUUCUACCACUUUACUCAUAUUUUACACAGUACACAGCUUGGACAAUUUGGACAAUUCUUUUAGAUGAUGUUUCUUCUGUAAUUGACGCACACUUGUUUAUUUUCUUAAUUUAAUUACAAAAAUAUAUUCCCAUCAAGAAAAUUGGGGUGGACUUUUUUAAAGACUCGUACUGUUUAAUUCUAGACUUUGAACCAAGUAGCUGUUGAGGUCAUUUCUUUCCCUCAGCAGUUUGUGUAAUUAAGAACCGUGUUAAAUUAUUACCCAAAGAACUGACAUUUUCAUAAGCAAAAUCCUCAGAUUGUAUGUUUUACUCACGUUAUUAGGUUGUGAUGUAUCUUCAUGUCGUUCAUAUUCCUCCAUGUAUAUCACGGUGCAUCUACGUUUUUAGGUUGAGAAAGUUUCUUCGGCCUAAGCCUUACAAUUCAAAGGGCCAAGUUUGUCUUUCUGUUUUUGCUUCUUUUUUUUUUUUUAGGACGAACCAAGAAGUAAUGUAAAUAAUAUUGUUACACUUUAUUUAUGAAAGUGCAUCACAUUUGAGAAAAAAGCUAUUUUUGGCACGUCCUUUUCACAAUAUGUAGAAAACCUCAGAUGUAUUUAUAUUUAUUAUGAUAGUAGGGUUGCAGAUGUGUCGUUUAAAAUUGGAGGUUUUUCCUUUGCUGGUUAUUGGAACGUGAGAAUGACCAGGCCCAAGGUUCUCCUAAAACAAAAGCACUUAUAGUUUCCUUUGUUUUUCAGAAUAUUUAGCAUUUGGUGGAUUUAGCUCCUCCAACAAGUUUAGAUUGUGUGUUUCAAAGCUUUAGAAAACUAGCUGUAGAGAACCUGAUUUCGGGUCAUAGCGUGGAGCCCCCAUAAUCCUGACAUUGAUUUUAAAAGUUAUUUUUUACACAUUUUUGUCGUAUCUGCUUUAAAAUAGCCAUGUGAAGGAUUAUGAAAAGUUAUGGUAAUGGGUGCAGACCCUCUUUAAUUUUUUCAACUGCCCAUUGCUACUGUUAUGUCGGAUAUUUUUUUGGGUCUGUCUUCGUAGCUGCAUUAAACCUGUGCACUAUUUGUAAACGCCAACUGUUUGAGUAAAGUUUGGGUUAAGAAAAAGUGCUUCUUUUCAUUUGCUUUCUUCAAGGGAAACCACCCUCACCACAUUGGCAGUGAAAGCAAAAUACCAGCGUUCUGCAUUGACAGUUUGUGUGUGUGUCAGCUUUUUUGUUUUUUUCCCAAUCUCAACAGGUUUGUUAUUUGCUGUCAUCAGCAGCCUGAGUGCCUGCAGCUGUUUCAAAGCAGGAUGGGCUUUGUAGAUCUCUGCCCUGCCUUCCAGCCAUUUCCUGCACAAACUUUUAAGACAUCUGUUUUUUUAGCUCUAGUACAUAAUGUCCUGGGGUUUAACAGGAGAAUUAAAGAUAUAUUUUG